Messenger RNA from Musca domestica (house fly), 755 nucleotides. It is a transcript of the gene Taf11, whose product is annotated as transcription initiation factor TFIID subunit 11. Gene Ontology annotation, biological process: transcription initiation at RNA polymerase II promoter; RNA polymerase II preinitiation complex assembly. Gene Ontology annotation, molecular function: transcription coactivator activity; protein heterodimerization activity. The coding region runs from base 94 to 714 and encodes 206 amino acids. The record is from RefSeq and is a predicted model, not a curated record. NCBI's taxonomy places the organism in Eukaryota, Metazoa, Arthropoda, Insecta, Diptera, Muscidae. The transcript is spliced from 3 exons. Gene Ontology annotation, cellular component: transcription factor TFIID complex; nucleus.
UCCGCUUUGUUGUCUGUACUUGUCACCGUUUAGUAAACAAAAACAUCUAUCAAAACACCAGAAAUCUAGAAAAAAAAUAUAAUUUCUUAAAAAAUGGACGAUAUAUUUUUCCCACCAACAAAAAGCAACAGUUUAGAUGACUCCGAUGAAGUAGAUCUAAAGUUCUUCGAUUCUCAUCAUCACGACAAUCACAAGACCAGCGAAAGUAGUCAAAAUUCCGAUUCAGACCACAAAUCGGAAGAUCAUCGGGAUUCUCGAGAAGAUGGAGAUGGUGAUAGGCGAAGAGUUAAGUCUGAAAAUUCCGACAAUAGAGAUGAUACAGAUGUCAACUCACUUAAUAAAAAACAGAAAACAAAAAAGGAAAUGGAGGAGGAGGAAAGAGAGAAAAUGCAAGUGUUGGUUUCAAAUUUCACCGAAGAGCAGCUAGAUCGUUAUGAAAUGUACAGAAGAUCCGCUUUUCCUAAAGCGGCAGUUAAAAGACUGAUGCAAACCAUUACAGGUUGUUCUGUUUCUCAAAAUGUUGUUAUUGCAAUGUCCGGUAUAGCCAAGGUUUUUGUUGGCGAAAUUGUGGAAGAAGCUUUGGACGUUAUGGAGGAAAUGGGUGACACAGGUGCCUUACAGCCAAAAUAUUUACGUGAAGCCGUUAGACGCUUAAGACAGCGCAAUCGUAUGCCUAUUGGCAAAUUCCAAAAACCAUAUUUUAGAUUAAAUUAAUUUUAUUUAUUUUUUUAGCAAUAUAUGUAAUUUUUAAAUAA